UUUGUGUUAAUUUUAUAAGAUUUUCUAAAUGAAGUUCCCAAAAUGUCAGCACAAAGGAUGCCGUGAGGCUGCUGCUUGCUACUUAUCGGAGAAGAAACUGUACCUUUGUCAACAACACCGCUUUGCCCAAUAUCCUGAAGACAAUUCAGUUCUUCUUGUUGAUGACUCUACAGUUGAAACUAAUCUGAAAGCUAUCCAAAUCUGUAGUAAAGAUUUCCUUGCCUUCACUCAAAUGCUGAAUAAUGGAAGCAUCUCUGCAGAUGAAGAUGACCUAAGCAAAACUAUAAAAGGAGAACUCAAUUAUAUCUCCGAUGAACUAAAGGAAGCCCAAAAAACUUGCAAGUACUACGAGUUCUGUGAACUUCUUGGUAAAACUUUGGAUAUUAAAGAUGUCUUGGAACAACAUCAUCUUUAUGUCAAGUACUUGGUGACCAGGGCUUGGAAUAAAUCACUUUCAAUAGCCAAGGGUAAAUCUCUGAAAAGUUCUGAGGUUGUUGAAAUGGAACUAAAACGUGAGUAUGAAGCCACAUUUGGUACGAUAUCUGAGAAGUUCAUACAAAUGAGAAGGAAAAUCGAACGAAGACAUCAAGAGGAAAUGUUUUAACUCGAAGAUAACAUUGGAAAGAUCAAUGACUAACCUAAGGAAAAACUACGAAGAAGAACUUAACGAGAAAAAGAGACAAUACAGAAACAAAAGAAUCCAGCUCAAACAAAAAGUUAAAACACUUGAAGAGAACUUAGCGAGCCUGAAAGAAGAGAACAAAAGAAAAGAUACAGUAUUGCAUGUUCUUCAAGAAGAAAACGCUCAAGCUUGUCAAGAACUAAGGAGAACCAAAGAUGAACUUGAAGAAUCUAAACAAUCCGCUGAAGAUCUUGCUGAUAAACUUGAUGAAGAAAUUGCUCUCUCCAAAGAUCAUCAAGAGUUACUUGAGGCACAGAAAGACUUGCAUGACCAAAGCAUAGCUAAGCUUCGGGAAGCCAAAGAUGCGGAAUUACAAGCUCUUCAGGACACCCUGAGUGCCAAAGAAGAAGAACUUAAGAAAUCUGAACUGGAGAAGGAGAAUCUUCAGACUGACAAAAACAACAUCACGAAGGAACUAAUCUCCAAUCUAAACCUCUCCAAGAGCUCUGACCUCAGUAACCUCUACAGAAUUAUCACUGGGCAGGAGAAGCAGAUCGGACCUGAAACUGAAUUAGCACUUAAACUUGACAAUCUGAAGGAUAUGGAAUUUCUAACAUCCCUAAACAAGAGAAUGCCAGAAGUUGCUAGACUUGAUCUUUACAAAAUCCCUCUGAACUGUCAAGAAGUGAAGACUUUCCUGGCAACCUAUUUCCCCAACAAAGUGAGGGAGCUCUAUUUUAAUAGUGGCUCUCCUCUGAGUAAUUCUCUCCCUUUUUACUUGGAGGAACUGGUGGAAGUGAUUAAGAGAGUCACUGGACACUUGUAUAUUUAUGAAUUUGAAGUCUCUCAGGACCAACUUGUUACCCUCUUCUCUGCAAACAGACAUCAAGAGUGGUUUGGGUUUUCUGACUGUAAACUCGCUUUGUAUUCUGUUCCUGAUUUUGGAGGCACUCUUGCUGGAAGUACAAUGCAAGUAUUAAGUUUGAGAGGCUGAGGAAAAUCUUCGUAUGGUGACUGGGGCAACAACGAUUCCCACUUUGAAAACCUCAUUGCUGGGCUUUCUCAGGAGGAAGAUUUUAGGAAGAAUCUGGAGUGGAUUGGAUUGUCCGGUUGUGGAAUGAAGAAGAAUGAUGUAAAGAAGAUUUUGGCUGAUCAUGGCUUUGGACAUGUUGAAAUUGGAGAGUACUCAAAGUAGAUGCCUAAACCGAAAAUGCCAAAAAGAAAAAUUUUACUUUCAUCAGAUUAAUCUCUAUUGACCAUAUUGAUGACAAUAAAGUAAAAUUCAAUG
Molecule: messenger RNA, 1910 nt
Organism: Moneuplotes crassus
Lineage: Eukaryota; Ciliophora; Spirotrichea; Euplotida; Euplotidae
Source: the annotation of a GenBank genome assembly